ACAUCUGUCAUGUCGUAUAUAUUUAUCCGCUGGCCACUAUCGCGACAGGCAGAGUUUAUAAUUGUUAAUUUUUUAGCUCUAACAAUGUUCUCGUUCCACUUUUCGAUAAUAUUCUAUGAUAUAUAAUUUCCGCGUUUUGUGCUGUGAUCGUUACGUCGACGGUGAAGUGAAACAAAGGCUGUGCUAAUCGUUGAUAGUUCGUAUGAUGUCACAACUAUAUCGCGUGAAUCCUUGAAAAUAUGAGUGUUAGUGUUGAAGCGGACGCGUCCAGCCCUCUGUCGGAGGGUCAGAGCGCGGGGUUGGAUCAUACUGGGUCGAAGUCAUCAUCAGAUAGUCCAAGUCUCGAUACGACGACCGAGAAUGGUGAGGCAGGUCAGGGCGCCGAGAAAUCCGAGCCGAGCACGCCCAAGCCUCACCCCAUGGCCUUCACGAUCGACUUCGGGGCUUCCAAGCCAGUUGAUAAUCGCAGGCUAGAGGAACUGGCGAAGAAAUCGCAGGCACGACACCAGAGGGUGCAGUCCAUGUCAGCUGGCUUGACACGACCCAGCCCUACGGCUCAGAAGCCUCCCAUGAGCGCUAAGCUGCCUCGGAAAGCCCAAGGAUACAACUCUGAGGGCUACUUCUCCUCAGACCAGGAAGACAGCUGUUUGUCUGGUUCAGUAAAGCUCCGGAGUAGUCCAUUAGCCCAAGAUAAAGCCCAAUUCAUCACCAGUCCCAUUACAAACAGACAUAUCAAGUCGCCCAUCCAUGAUAUUCAGCCUAAGAAAACGUCCAAAAGUCCUAUAGUUGAUAGUAUCAUGUCCAGGAGUGACAACUUCACGUCCCGACAAGGUUUGAAUCUGCCAUUGAAAAAUGCAAACAGUUCCUACUUGAGAGACGUCCAUAGAACACCAAGUUAUGGUACCUUGAAUCUAUCUUCUAGUUAUCAGCGGACUAUGCCAAAUAUAAUAGACCAGAGUCCUGAAGGCGUGUUGUUAACUGAUAUUUCUAGUCCAGAGUUAGAUAUUUUGACCCCGGAUAAUGGAUUGUCAACUCCAGAGAAGAGUCCACUACGCAAAGUCCGAGCCCAGUCUGAAACGCCAGAUUUGUUGUUUAAGAAAUGUAAUCCUAAAGUUGAGCCUUUAUAUAUUGAUGAUGAGGUUGACGGUCAUUCAAAUUCUUCUACCGGUACAUACACUAUUGAAGGAGAUAAUUAUACAGAGGAACAGAAAGCUAGAAUGAGCAUAGACAGGACUUUUGGAAGCUCAAUGAAUGAUACGAUUGAGGAAAUCUUCAGGCCGAGUAGCGAAAGAGACCCAGAGCUAGUAUUUGACUAUCCAAACAGGGUAAUAACGAAAGAACCUAGAAGAGAUUCCUUGCGAAGUCCAAAUCUAAAUGAAACUUUCGAAUUCCCGAAAGCCUCUAAAGAUAAAAACGUUCUAGAAAUCUCAUGUUGCUACGAAUCGCCUUCAGAUACCGAUUUGGCCGCACAAACUUCCAAACAGAUCAAAUCUACUCGUAGUUACUUAGAGAAAAUCAAGAAUCGGGUCCGAACAAUAACAGAGAAGACUUUUGCUAAGUCGCCUCCGAAGCAUGGUGAUGACGGGGAUGUUGGUAGCUUCACCUCAGUCACUACCUCAGGUGUUUUAAGCUCUAAAUAUCCAGCGAAACUAGAAAUCCCUGUCCGUAGACGUUGUAGCCUAACCAAAUCCGAGAUAGAUCAAACGGACUACAUCCACCGAUUGUCCAGAGAAUCCUCAGUACCAGUUUCUUUGCCAACCAACAAGCCUCUAGAAGCCAAAUUUGAGAGCACUGCCCUUAAAAACGCUCAAAAAGCUGUAAGGGAUGACCAAAUGUCUGACCAAGUAGUGGGACUGUCCUAUUUAAGCUUGAACAGAUGCAAGGGUGACAAGACGUGGAUACAGGACUGGGCGGAGAGUGUUAAGAAUUACAAUAACCACACGUUGGGGAGGAAGGAGGACUUGAAUGGGACUUUUACUGUGGACGACGUGCGGCCGCCUAUCAGCCCGCGACACGUUAAACCCCGCAGCCCGCAUGGCAGUGCGACCAAGAUCCCCAGCCCUGUGGGGACCUUACUGCGCAGGCAUACACCGGAUCUCAUCCCCGUCCAAGAUACCGAGACGUACCUCCUCAAAACGCAAAACGCCAUCACCAACCUACAGGCCAAGCUCAACUCUCGCCCAUCCAUCCCCCCCCUACUCACCUCAAGCCUCAUCAGCGAGAAGACCGCCAUCUCCCGGCUUCCAGUCUCGCAACUAAGCCGCUCCAACUCACUCAACUACAGGCUAAGAAGAAAAGAUACUUCAGGGGAUAGCAGUCCUUUGAGAAGUCCAGGAAACUAUGUCAUUACUGGCUCAGCCAAAAUUCCAGAAAGCACAAAGAUUUUACUCAACAGCGCCUCAAGAUCUUUAGACACGGAUAAACGAAAACGAGAUUCCAACAUGAACAGUCCGUCUUCAGAAAGAGGUUUAUUAAGCAACAGUUCCGAUGAUAAAACUUUAUCCAAUCGUCCGCAAUACGACGUCGACGCGAUUCUUUCGCCGCAUAGAAAACACGUUAGGAACAAGUCUUUAGACGUACCGGAUUACUGUAACACUGAUAACAGCAACGCAAAUCUAGUUUGUCUCAAGACGGUACUGAAGAACAAUGCUGAGGCAUAUCCGAGGAUCGAUACCCGUUACCAGGGCGACAAGAAACAUCAGAGGGUAGCCAGCGAUGGGAAAAAACCUGGCUAUACUAACUACGCUCCGUUCGGCUCCUCGAUAAAACGAUCAAGCUCAUUCAACACUGUUAAUAGGAAUAACAACUAUUUGGAUCCGCAGAGGAUAACCUCUCGAAGAUCGAGCGGACAUUCAGAGGAAUACAAAGACUAUCUAUCCGAUGAGUCUGACAACGGAUCUUACGAGAAAUCCCAAGAUAGGUAUAAACGCACGCAUCGCGGUAGAAUCGAUUCUCCUGACCUAAAAUCGAUCGCACCAGCUAACUCACCAAAAUGUCCAAAUACUCCAGAGAUGCAUAGAAAAUUCGGACCGGGAUUGGUUAGAAGUUCAGUUCGAGUGACGAAUAAGGAACGAAUGAGGGCGUCAGAGCCGAGAGAGGUGCAGAAGCCAGUCGGUCAUCAGAGUAGGAGGAUAUCAGAGCCGACGAGACAGGCGGUGCUGAACAGGCUUACGAAGUCUAGGAGUUCGACUAGAGAGUUCCAGCCUAAAGCUCAAGAUAAAGGUCAAAAGAAACCCAGCCAAUACCGUUCAUCGUCCGCGCUCGCCUCCAAAGAGGCAGAGUUCAACAAUUGGAAGAAACGAUCGUCUUACGACCCCAUGAAAGCGGCUCAGGAGGGAAGGAGAAAGCAGAUGGCCAAGAGGCAGGAGUGCAACAAGGACGACCUUAGUUCUCCCAGCCACUCAUCGCCAGUCCACCGCUCGCAAUCCUUCCACACCACCAACAUAGCGGACCUUGAGACCCUCGACUACUCAUCCGAAGAGGACCCCAUGACCCUGCCCAUAGACCCCAUGGUCACCUCCACACACUCGGACAUCCUGGACCUCAGGCCGAAGGAAUACCGUGACUUGAGAAGACAGGCGGUCAAUAACGAUGUGGUCAUGACGAGGGAUUACGUCACUAAUUUCCAGGUCAACCAACCAGCAGAAAAGCUCAAACGCAGCGUACACACAGACAAACGGAAAACCUUCAUCUUAGACGACAUAACGCCGACCAAAGAGAACAUAGAUUUCCUCUCCAAAGCCGAGGCCAUAGACAAGAGAAAAACUUUUAUCCUAGACAGCGAUACGUCAACAACCAAUGGCAGUAGUCCGAGGAAUUCGUCCAUAUUUAGCCAUGAGAAGAGUAUGACGACAGGGACAAGUGAUACGGAGGGAGAGAGCGGGACGGAGGAUAGGAGCGCUCCUGUUGUGAUGAGACAGGGGAAGAAACCGGCGGCACAGACAAAGCAACAGAGGUACAGCGGCGAUUUCUCAAUGUCCUCUUCAACCACCUCCCUGAAAAAGCCCAAGCCCGUGGCCCCGCGCUACCUGGACAUCUCCAAGUACAAGAGCGAGAGCUCCCCGAAGAACUUCCUGCGCCGCGACCCGAGCAAGACGUAUGUGGCCGUGUUACCUGAGCGCCCGCAGCGAGGGAGCGCGCAGCAAAUUGAGAUGGAACAAAAGAAACAAGAAUUAGAAAAGUGGAAACGACGGGCAUCAUACGACCCGCGCAAAGCCGCGGCACUAGGCAAGUCACCCGGCACCAAAGCCCCGCCCAAAACCGCCAGCAGCGUCCUGCGAUCUCAGUCGUUCCACGGGCCCGUGCUGACGGCGGGCCGCUACCAGCCGCCGCCGCACAUCGCGGAGACAUACGACGCGUCCAGCGACAACGACUUCUAACCAAACGGCAUAAAGGCUCAUUUCCUUUGAACGUUGCUACUGGCAUGCAUUUCCAACUUGCCAGCGGCACUGGCGCCAGUCGCUUGAACGGUGUAAACGAGCCUUCAGUUAGGAGCUAUGUGAUAGUGUGAGUGUAUUUUGAAAUUCGAAUGUUUGAUUGCGUGGUUUUUGGCGCGAAACGUUUAUUAUGCAAUUUUUUUUUAUUAGUCGUAGAACGUAUUUUCCAAAGUGCGGUAGCCAUUUUGAAAACCUCUGGCGCCAAAUUCAAUCGUGAUUUUUAUUUGAGAUUUUUUUGCGUAGAAUACAUAUAAUGAUGCGCAAUCAUAUUAUACAAGUCAUUUAUAUUUUAUUUGACGAUUAUUUAAGUUUAAGCUGGGGGUUGAGGCAAUUUUGUUUAUUUAUAGAUUUACAAAUUGAAUUGAUAUAGGCUUAUUUAAAAUUGGUAUUGAUAAUGGAAUUAUUUGAACCAUUUGGUACUACACUAUGGAAAUAUAUUAAAUACAAUGAUUUAAUUGAGUAUAAAAUUAAUUAAUUGAU
This is a messenger RNA of Cydia amplana, 4916 nucleotides long. RefSeq lists its product as uncharacterized. NCBI's taxonomy places the organism in Eukaryota, Metazoa, Arthropoda, Insecta, Lepidoptera, Tortricidae. The record is from RefSeq and is a predicted model, not a curated record. Bases 240 to 4379 code for a protein of 1379 amino acids. The transcript has 10 exons.